This is a messenger RNA of Cuscuta campestris, 1204 nucleotides long. Lineage: Eukaryota; Viridiplantae; Streptophyta; Magnoliopsida; Solanales; Convolvulaceae. The record is from the annotation of a GenBank genome assembly.
UUUGGAUGGUUUUCUUGCUCCUUCUUCUUCUUCCUUAACAUACUACCAUGGAGUUGGAGUUUUCUUUUCUUUUUCUUAAUGAGUCAAGAAUCGACCCAUGGUCAGUACGUUCCAGAGCCGGAGCAUGUGAGCGUGCACACGGUGAACACCGAGGGUUCGAGUUUCACGCCUCCGGGUGACGGAGGGCAGCAACAGAAUCAACCUGAGCCAGCGGGACAGCCGCCAGUUGUACCACCCCAAGUCGUACCACCUCCAGUGAUGCCACCGUUGGCGAUGCCGCAGGUGGCCUACGAGCAGAUGUUCCCGGCCAUGAUGGCCCAUUAUAUGCAGCACAUGGCGCAGCUUAUGCCCAUGUUCCAGCCGCCGACACCACCACAGCCGCAGCCGCGCAUCGUUACCUUCAAGACAUUGAAGGAUAAUGGAGCGGAAGAAUUUCGAGGAGACAAGAUGGGGGAGCCCCAGAUUGCGUUGGAUUGGCUUGAGCAGAUGGACCGGGUACUCAAGAAUUUGAGAGUCCCUCAUGCAGUUCGCUCGGAGUUGGCGUCACAGAUGUUUCGGAAGGGAGCAUGUGAUUGGCGGAAGCGCAUUGACCAGGAUCCACACACGCCCAAGCCUUGGACCUGGGAUCGCUUUGAUCGAGCUUUCACGAAGGAUCUGGUCUCCACUCCGGAGGAUCGUUUGAAUGAGUUCGUCAAGAAGCUACGGCCGGACUUGAGGCCGUACGCCGCGCUGAUCACGACGACAGAUUUUAAUGCGGCGUAUGAUUUGAUUGUGAAGACGGAAAAGAGCUUGGACGAUUUGCAGGCGACCAAGAAGGAGGAUCGAGCGACGAAAGACCCGCGGCCAGCGCCGGGCCGAGCGGGAAGAGUUUUGGAUUCGGGGGAAAGAGGUACGAGAAGGGAUCUUCGCGUGCGCCGCCGCCUAAGAGGAGUAAGUGAAAGCCAUCUCCGUCGGCCGCCGCUAGCAACGCGAUCAGAACGAAGAGCCACCCGCAGUGUGUACAGUGUGGUAGGCAUCACCCGGGCGAGUGUUGGCUCGCCCAAGGCUUAUGUUUGGGUUGUGGUCAGCCAGGGCAUUUCAGGAGGCAUUGCCCGACAAACUCUAGCAGCGAGCCUGUUUCUCUUAGAGCUCCGGAUCAGCCUGCCGCAUCGCAUCUAGCACGGAGUCAGCAGUCUACAGCCGCAAAUAAUCAGCAGAGACCACG